This is a messenger RNA of Octopus bimaculoides (California two-spot octopus), 4054 nucleotides long. RefSeq lists its product as uncharacterized. The record is from RefSeq and is a predicted model, not a curated record. Lineage: Eukaryota; Metazoa; Mollusca; Cephalopoda; Octopoda; Octopodidae.
AUGGCCGGCUUAAGCCAUGCUAAAGGGUUAAGGAAUGGCAAUACCAAUUGUCUGAAUUGGUAUCUUAAUUUUUCUAAAAGUCAUGAUACACUAAGAUACCUCAUUAAAUUCUAUAAAAAACUAAAUUUAGAAGCUAUAAAUCCUGAUUUAGGUUCUCUCUCGAGCAGUUCCAUUGAGUUCAUCCAAGAUGACACCGUACAUUACGGCUGUAGGAAGAGACGUGGCACUUCUGGUGACAAAGUGGAAGGUACUGCAGACAGCAAAGAUGAGGUAGAAGAAGAAGAAGACGACGAAGAUGAAGCAGCAGCUGAAGAAGAAGACCCUAUUGAAUUUAUUGACUUCACUGAUAAUGUUUCCAGCAAUGAUUUCAUCCCCUUACGACAACUUCCUCGCAACCAGCCUGAAUUGUCUGCAUCGCAUUCAACUGAAAAAGCCUCACCUGUAUCGCAGGAUGGUUCUGAGGAUUCUUCUGAUUCAGUGACAGUGCUUUCAGUACCAAACUCUGACAUAGAAAAUUUGCCUGAGGACUUUUGGUUUGAUUCUGACUUUGAACUCCUCAAUCAGCAGAACUUCUCAGAUUUGGCAUAUCUUCAGCUGGCUGCAAGAACUGGAAGUGGACCAAAUUCAUCUGACCAAUGUGACCUCAAGUUCAGGAAUUCUGAUCUUGGUAAUGCUAUCUGCAAAAAUGGUAUCUCUGAUGCAAGUGAUGCUGAUGAUGAGUGCAGCAACAAUGCCGGGUCCAUUUCUGCAGAAGAGUUUGAGCAAAACCCACCAGAUUCUCAACUGUUCAGUCAGACCGUUUCCACUGUCAGUGCAACACCUACCCCUAUGCAUUCAUCACAAUCUGAAAUGUCUUCGCUGAUUCUCAACAACCAGAGGAACGUCCCCAAAUGGUCGUGCGGUUUUCUCAUAUUUCUGGUCUUGGCCCUUGGAGCCCUUCAUGCUAUCUCUACACAUUACUAUUAUGGAGAUACUCAUUUUAACAUUGCCACAGAUGAUCCUAAUCUAAUAAAACAGAUGGAGACUGUUUAUCAACUUAAUGAACAGAAUAAACUCCUAACCAAACAUGUGCAUUCGUUGAAAGAAGAACUUCAGAAUGUGCUAUCUUCGAAACAUCUGUUAUCUGAAGAACUGCAUCAAAUGAAUAAUAUGCUUAAGAACCGAAUCUCAGAUCUUGAUGUACAGAUUGUCGAGCUGCGACAAGACAUAUCUGGGGUUAUCUCUAAACCAGAGACAACAGAUCCUUCUAUUGUAAUUAAUGAAGAAACUGAUGCCAGGCCUGAAGAUAACGAGGCUACGAAGACUGCUGAAUUCCCUUCUGCUCCAUUUACCAAUGAUGAUGCCAACAAGAAGCCGGAUGGAGGUGAUGAGCGUCAACAUUCUAUGAUUCUUGUACAGAAACUGGAGAGAGAGAUAAAAAGAGUUGAACUGUGGAAGAGGCUCUACUUCCAUAAACGAUGCCAAUCAAAUGAUUCUAGCCAUUCACAGAAUCCCAGAGACAUGAAAAGUUUAAACGAGUUAUUAAAAGAGUUGUCAUUUACAGCUUUGAACUUCUCUGGCAACGGCACUUUAACUUUAGAAGCUGUUAAAGAACUUAUGUCAUCUUCAGUUGUGGAACUAUCACAGAAGGCUCAAAAUUGGAAAAAUUACAUCUCUGAGAAACUUCAGAACUUUACAGCAGAAAGUCAAAACUGGAAGAACCAGCAAAACAGAAAGGGAAAAUCCAGACCCUCGUUUAGAAAUCUUGAUAUGUAUGCUCAAAAAAUGAUGAACAAACUCCAUGCUACGAAAGAAAAAUUACAAAAUAAAUUUCAGAAGACUCUCGGUAAAAUCAGUAGCAAAUUAGAUAGUUUUUUGUUAAAGAAUAAUCUUGGAAGUUUCUUUAAUCUGCGCAAACCAGAACCAAUUGAAAAAUCUAGCCAGAUGGAAGCAAAAACAACACUGGGACAAUACAAAGGAAAAGACUAUCGUAGAAGAACAGAGGGGGAUGAAAGAUCAGUUGGGAUUAAGAAAUCUCUUUCUAAAGAAAAUAAUCUCCAGCAUGAUAAAUAUAAGGAAAGUGGGAAGAAUACAAGACGGAACAUACAUGUGGUUAAUUUUAAAAAGGAAACAUCUUUCAGUAAUGAAUACAAUAGAGAAAGAUCUUUGAAUAAUGAAGAUAAUAAGGUAAGUUUUUUGAAUAAUGAAGGCAAUAAGAAAAAUUCUUGGAAUAAUGAAUAUAAUGCUAAUUUUCAGAUAUUUUCACCUGAAAACAUUGAUGAGCGCAAGGAAAACAAAAACAAGAAUCACCGACAGAAUUUAGGCAAAAACUUUAAGGAAACUGAUAAAAAACACAAAGAUGGAUGUAAGAAAAAGGAUCAUUUAAAUAAAGGGAAAAAUAGGGACUUUCAUAAACAGGAGAAAAGGGAAAAGAGGCAAUUGUCAAAUAAAGAAGAAAGUUCCUAUUCUCAUAAAGACACAAUUACAAAACAGGAACAUAGACGGAAGAAUAGAAAUAAUGAAAAGGUGCGAUUAUAUAAAUUGAAUGAAAAGAAAAAAACUAGUUUCCAAGUUGAAGAACAAAAAGACCACUUUGGUAAGCAGAAUGGUAAGCGAAAGAAACGUCCAGGUAGGCAGACAGUUAAAGUUAAAAAUCAAAGUGAGAAUUUUGAAAGAAAACAAAUCAAAAAGAAAAGGAAAUCAGAUCCAAGCAGAAAAAAGUUCCAAACUCAAGGCAAGCACAAAUUCCAAAGGUUUUCCCGAAAAUCUUCACAUAAUAAAGAACUACAUCGAGAAUAUUCUAGAAAAUGGUCAUCAAAGCGUUCCCAUAAUUUAGGUGGAAAGCAGCAUUUGAAAUGCAGAAAAAGGUUGAGUAACAUUGCAAACAGAAUCAAUAAAGUCUCAGAGGAGAACUUCAGCCUUAUGAAGCAUCGCAAGAUCAGGCAACUUGCUUUUACGUUGUUUCAUUACAACAAAGAUUGUCUUCGAGAAACAGUCCAGUCUCAGCAUCUGUGGCCAAUGUGCCAGCAGAUUUGGUGGUCCCUCUGUUGGCAAGGAUUGCUGAUUGCUAACCCUCCCAACUCACUGUGUUAUGGACAUUUGUUACCAUGGCAAUUGGCUGUAACUGCGUCUCCAGCUAGUUAUGUUGGGUGCGAAAGGUGUGGAUGCUCCUACUGGUCGGUACACUUUAAUGACACGUCUUCUGGGGAAUCGGAGGAGAAUUUCAGCUGUCAAAAAAUAGAUUGCAGUAAUAACUUUGACAGCCGACAACAGCAGAGAAUUUUGAAAAACAAAAUGCCGAUGUCUGGGAUGUGGUACUUCAAAGAAGACAGUUGGCGGCAUUAUAACGGCAUGGAACCAACAUUAGAAGAGAAGACCAAUUGGUACAUAAAGAUGAUGGAAGCAAGACAGAACCAACACCAACAGAUGCAUUGAAACAUCACAGCAAUGCUUCAUCCGCUGUAAUAGCUAUGGUGACCACCACCAUUGAAAGUACAUUUGCAAUGGUUGUGAUCAGGCUUGUUAGUCAGCCAAAUUUUGUCAUGAUGUACAGCUCCUACAUGUUUCAUGUCAUAGUGUUUAAUCCUACAUGUUUAAUUAACCAUUGAACUAAUUGUAUAUGCAAGCUAUUUCUGAAAGUAAAAAUAUGACAACAUCUGACAGGAAUCGCUGUGUCUAAAACGAAUGAUAUACGCUCAGGUAAUCAUGAAUGGAAGCUUUAUUUGUAGGCAAAGAUGGCUGCAUUCUUCUCCUGUGUAAUGAUUAGCAUGCUUUCUUGGUUGCACAGUCACACGCAUAGGGAUUUGAUUCCUGUCACAUGUUGUCACAUUUUGGCUUCUGAAGAAUAUGUUUUGAGUAUAUAAGACAAUAUUUAUAAUAUAUUUUCUAAUGAAAAAAAAAAUGCAUCAUUAUGAUUACUCUAACAUUACACACACACGUAUGUAUAUAUAUGUAUGUAUAUAAGUAUGUAUAUGCAUGUGUAUAUGUCUGUGUACAUAUAUAAAUGUAUAUACAUUCAUAUACAUAUAUGUACAGUCACAUAUAUAUAUAUAUAUAUAUAUAUAUAUAUAUAUAU